AUGGCAGAUAUUCGUUUCCAAGAUCUGGACAGCAAUGGGUCAGAAAACAGUGAAGAAACAGAGAUUAUAGUCAACGUUGGAGGGGUAAGGCAGGUGUUGUACAGUGAUCAUCUAAGCCAGUACCCGAAUACAAGACUGGCAAAGCUUAUAAACUGCUUGCCAGGGGGAUAUGACACUAUUUUCUCUCUCUGCGAUGAUUAUGAUCCUGGGAAAAGAGAAUUUUACUUUGACAGAGAUCCUGAUGCUUUCAAGUGCAUUGUUGACGUGUAUUACUCUGGGGAGGUUCACAUGAAGAAAGGAAUCUGUCCUAUUUGUUUCAAGAAUGAAAUGGAAUUUUGGAAAGUGGACCUUAAAUUUUUGGAUGAUUGCUGCAAAACUCAUCUCAGUGAAAAAAAGGAGGAACUCGAAGAGAUAGCCCGCAGGGUCCAGUUGAUUUUGGAUGACUUGGGAGUGGACAGCUCUGAAAACCGCUGGAAAAAAUGCCAAAAAUAUAUUUGGAAAUUCAUGGAGAAACCAGAAUCUUCUUACCCAGCUCGAGUAACAGCGGUCCUGUCUUUUCUGUUCAUCCUAAUCUCCUCGGUGGUGAUGUGUGUGGGGACCAUCCCAGAACUGCAGGUGCUGAACUCUGAAGGGAAAGCUGUGGAACACCCAGUACUGGAUAAGAUCGAGACAGCUUGCAUCGGCUGGUUUACCCUUGAGUAUAUCCUCAGACUGAUUUCCUCUCCUAAUAAACUGCAUUUUGCUCUUUCUUUCAUGAACCUCAUUGACAUUUUCGCAAUACUUCCCUUCUAUGUUAGCCUGAUAUUGACUCACUUGGGGGCCAGAUUGAUGGAGUUGACCAAUGUGCAGCAAGCUAUCCAAGCACUCCGAAUUAUGAGGAUUGCAAGGAUUUUCAAACUAGCGCGCCAUUCCUCGGGUCUACAGACUUUAACCUACGCUCUCAAGAGGAGCUUUAAGGAACUAGGGCUUCUACUGAUGUACUUAGCUGUUGGGAUUUUUGUGUUUUCUGCCCUUGGUUACACAAUGGAGCAAAAUCACCCAGAGACAUUGUUCAGGAGCAUCCCUCAGUCCUUCUGGUGGGCAAUAAUAACUAUGACUACUGUGGGGUAUGGGGACAUCUAUCCAAAGACAACACUGGGGAAACUCAAUGCUGCCAUUAGUUUUCUCUGCGGGAUAAUAGCCAUCGCACUGCCAAUCCACCCCAUCAUUAACAACUUUGUCAGAUAUUAUAACAAGCAGAGAGUUUUAGAGACAGCAGCCAAACAUGAACUGGAACUGAUGGAGUUAUAUGCUGAUGACAAGAAAGAUGGAAGCCCCAAAGAUGAACUACUGUAUCUUUCAAGAAAAGGAAAAGGAGAUCCUCGAUGGAGCGGCCGACUCAAAGUCUCUUACAGCGACACGUUCAUUCACCUGUCAGACGAUAAACACCUUCGAACCAGACUUCAGAGUUGUAAGUAGACUCCAGGAGAUUGCCUCUAUUCAGCAAAAGCCUGGAAUAAGAAUGGAAAUCUUAUACUGAAAAGACUAAAGAGACUGCU
Messenger RNA from Euleptes europaea (tarantolino), 1538 nucleotides. RefSeq names its product potassium voltage-gated channel modifier subfamily F member 1 (gene KCNF1). The transcript has a single exon. Gene Ontology annotation, cellular component: membrane; voltage-gated potassium channel complex. The record is from RefSeq and is a predicted model, not a curated record. NCBI's taxonomy places the organism in Eukaryota, Metazoa, Chordata, Lepidosauria, Squamata, Sphaerodactylidae. Gene Ontology annotation, biological process: potassium ion transmembrane transport; protein homooligomerization. The coding region runs from base 1 to 1458 and encodes 485 amino acids. Gene Ontology annotation, molecular function: protein binding; voltage-gated potassium channel activity.